CGCUGUGCUUAAUGUAAAUAGAAAUAGACCAAAAAAACACUGUCCCUUGUCAGUGUCAGUUCUAGUGGUUUUCAGUAAAAUUGUCAUGGAUUUUUAUGCUUCGAUCAUAAAUGUGGAAUGAUACAACAGCUCUCGUUUCUUCCCUUUCCCCCGAUCCUUCGCUCCCUGGAUGCCGAAAAGACAUUUUAAAAUUCAAGGUGAACCACUUUUAUAUUCAUGCUAUGAUGAUGUAGUUUUUAUUUACAUACAGUUCAUUAUGGAGGAUUACAAAUUUCUCUUUAAAGUUGUUCUCGUAGGAAACGCUGGUGUUGGAAAAACAUGUUUGGUUAGACGUUUCACUCAAGGGCUUUUUCCUCCAGGGCAAGGUGCAACAAUAGGAGUAGACUUCAUGAUAAAAACUGUCGAGAUAGAUGGGGAAAAAGUUAAGCUGCAAAUAUGGGACACUGCUGGUCAAGAGCGCUUCCGUUCUAUUACUCAGAGCUAUUAUCGGUCAGCUCAUGCACUCAUUCUAGUGUAUGAUAUUAGCUGUCAACCAACAUUUGAUUGUCUUCCUGAUUGGCUAAGAGAAAUAGAAGAGUAUGCAAGCAAUAAAGUCUUACGAAUACUUGUUGGAAACAAAAUGGACAGGGAAGAUCGCGAGAUUCCUAUGCAUGUUGGUGAAGAUUUUGCCCAAAGGCAUGAUAUGUAUUUCCUAGAAACUUCUGCCAAGGAAGCUGAGAAUGUGGAAAAAUUAUUUAUGGAAAUAGCUGCAGAAUUAAUGGAACAAGCAAGAAGCAAAGAAUUACCACGGUAUGAUACUAACUCCCCUACAAUUAAUGGGCGAACAACAUCAAUUGGAGACUCUAACUGCUGUAGUAAAUUGUCAUGAGUUUUAAGCAAGUGGAUUGUGCGUAUCCUUGUUUUCCUUUUUUAAUGUAUUUAUUGCAUUGUGCUAAAAUCUGUGUUAAUUAUGUUGUUAACCCUAGCUCAUUAAUUUUCCUGUGAACUUACUUUAAGUAUCAAAAUUUAUUGAUAUUAGAUUUUCCAAAUUUUUGUUCUCUUUUUUUUGUUUAUUGUUUACUUGUUUGAAGCAAAUCAUUGUACCCUACUUAAGAAGUAAUAAUGCUACUUCAGAAUAAUUUAUUUGUUGUACAUACUGAACAUAGCUGCUCUAUUUUAUCCCGUUAAUUUGUAUUGGGUUUGUGGUUAAAGCUAAAAGAGCUUACUUAACAAAUCUUUUUUUCACUGAAUUCAAUUGCACUGAACUGCCUUGUGCACUGUGCACUAAAGAUUUAUGCUUUGUGGAAAGACUUGACUUUUUUGUGUGGAAUGUGCACUUUUGUGACUGCGUGGCUCAAGCUUCUCUGUGUAAAAAAAAAAGUAUUAUUUUUUUUAUUACUUUUUAAAAGUAUGUCUGUUGAUGACUUUUUCCUCCUUUAUGGACACUGUGGAAACAGGUAAUGUCUCUUAUGAUGGUUAAGAAUUUUGGAUGUAGACUUUGCUUUUUGUGAUAAUGUUAACAUGUUUUACUUUUUCUGUUAUUAAUGUUUCAUGCAUAAAAAUCUGAAAUUUCUGACAAAGGGUAAACAAAAGUGACUUCAGCAUUUUUGCUACCAACACUGUGUAGUGUAUUCGGGUUCUAUUUGAUGAGGAGCAAACUAAUAUUGACUGUUUUCUUUAAAAAAAAGAAAAACCAUACAAAAUUUUGGUUUGGGCCUCAUUUUUUUUCUACGUAGAACAGUUGUUUUUCAAUUUUUGUAAUGUCUAUGUGACAUGUACUGCGUAAGACACCAAGGACUUAAGUGAUUUUGAAUGGAAUAAUGUAACUUUUAUGAAGUUUAGUCAAUGUUGCCAAAAAUGAUUGUAAAUUGAUUUUUGUUUAAAUACUAAGUUAUUUGUUUAAAAUCACUUUAAUUGUUGGUACAUCACUAAGUUUGUAAUAGUAAUGAUUUCAAUCAACUGAUACAAAUUUGUGCUUUCCAUUCCAAUGUUGGCUGUAAUCUUCUUUUACUAACUUUAGUUAGCUUUGAUAUGAUGCAUUUUUCUGUGGCUUAUUUCUCAUCUGUUUUUUCUGUAUGGCCCAAUAAGUGUGACCCAGUUAUUACUUUCCUGGUGUAUGUAUUAAUUACUGGGAACCAUUUUCUUCUCUAAUUGUCACUUUGAUCGUGAGCGUGGGAGAAAUUCAUGUACCUAUUCAUUGUAAAGCCCGCAACAACCCUGUUACCCCUUCCCUCUUUAAAAUUGUUGCUUCACUGCUGACAUGUUUUGGUUCAUCAAUGCUUGUGUCAGUUAAAACAGAGGUAGCUUACCUUCAUUGGGGCACAGGUAGAAAUACAGCAGUGGCUGCGGUGAACAUAUCAUUCCAGUACCAUAGGCAAAAGCUGCGUCCAUAUACCUGGGCGUGUUGUAAAUGUGACGUAAAGAAAUCCAUUACACAGAAAUAAACUUGGUCAUCGUAAUUUUA
Messenger RNA from Frankliniella occidentalis (western flower thrips), 2443 nucleotides. RefSeq names its product ras-related protein Rab-30 (gene Rab30). Gene Ontology annotation, cellular component: trans-Golgi network. Bases 170 to 868 code for a protein of 232 amino acids. NCBI's taxonomy places the organism in Eukaryota, Metazoa, Arthropoda, Insecta, Thysanoptera, Thripidae. The transcript has 6 exons. The record is from RefSeq and is a predicted model, not a curated record. Gene Ontology annotation, molecular function: GTP binding; GTPase activity.